CGCGAGGGCCCUUUGUGGACUUCACGACCGCCAACAUCUGGGCGCAGCGCGGGCCACCGCUGGCCACCGCGCCGCCGCCGCGCCUUGGGGACCGUAGGAGGGGCAGCCCCAAGGCCAGAGACUUCGGUUUGGGACCAGCUCCCCGGGAUGCGGUAGCGGCCGCUGUGCGGAGGCCGCCGAGCAGCUGCAGCCGCCGCCGCGCAGAUCCACGCUGGCUCCGUGCGCCAUGGUCACCCACAGCAAGUUUCCCGCCGCCGGGAUGAGCCGCCCCCUGGACACCAGCCUGCGCCUCAAGACCUUCAGCUCCAAGAGCGAGUACCAGCUGGUGGUGAACGCAGUGCGCAAGCUGCAGGAGAGCGGCUUCUACUGGAGCGCCGUGACGGGCGGCGAGGCGAACCUACUGCUCAGCGCCGAGCCCGCCGGCACCUUCCUCAUACGCGACAGCUCGGAUCAGCGCCACUUCUUCACGCUCAGCGUCAAGACGCAGUCGGGGACCAAGAACCUGCGCAUCCAGUGCGAGGGGGGCAGCUUCUCGCUGCAGAGCGAUCCUCGGAGCACGCAGCCAGUGCCCCGCUUUGACUGCGUGCUCAAGCUGGUGCAUCACUACAUGCCGCCCUCCGGCGCCCCCUCCUUCUCCUCGCCCCCAGCUGAACCCUCCUCCUCGCCCCCAACCGAACCCUCCUCCUCGCCCUCCUCCGAGGUGCCCGAGCAGCCGUCGGCCCAGCCGCUCCCGGGGAGCCCCCCCAGGAGAGCCUAUUACAUCUACUCGGGGGGCGAGAAGAUCCCUCUGGUGUUGAGCCGGCCCCUCUCCUCCAACGUGGCCACUCUCCAACAUCUCUGUCGGAAGACCGUUAACGGCCACCUGGACUCCUAUGAGAAAGUCACCCAGCUGCCUGGGCCCAUUCGGGAGUUCCUGGACCAGUACGAUGCCCCCCUUUAGAGAGCAAAGGGCAGGGGUAGGGGCUAGGGGCCCGGGUCCCCUCUCCUCCAUGGCACAUGGCAUAAGCACAAGAAUCCAGCCGUGAGAGUCCUGCAGCUCUGGGUGAGCUAGGGGGCGGACAGGCCCCUCCCUCCGGUCCUCCCCCUGCAGAACUGGGCGGGCGGUACCUGGAAUGUGUUUGAGGAGAGGGGGAGAGCCACCUGAGCGCCCCUCCCCCACGCCAGUUUCUCCGGAGGAGCCGGCGGGCCCAGGGGGACCACAGCAACGACCUCAGUGGAUUCUCUCUCCUGUCCCGCUUUCUCGACCCCCCUGCGCUUCCAAACGGGGGACACUGCGGGCGUGCUGAACUGGUGAGAACUGCCGGGGAAUCUUCGAACUUUCCAACGGAACUUGUUUGCUCUUUGAUUUGGUUUUAAACAGAGCUUUAAAUCUGAGCAGGUCGCGGGCCUGGAAAAGGGUGGAUGAGAGAGAGGGCGCCUCAGGGGCCCAGGGCUACCGGCUGGCCAAGGAAAUGGUCACCCCCAUCGCCCAGCCCAGGUGAGGAGGGUGGCUGCCUGCUCCACCUCUGACACAGGGGAGAAGGGCAAGGGGUGGCCUGAAGGGGACCUUUCCGCUCCCCCUCUUCCUCCCCUUUCGGACAGCCACCAGAAACACAGGUCCUAGAGUGCAUCUAAUGCCAGAGAGCCCAGGGCCCUUCCCCUGUUUUAAGGGGGGAGUGGCAUUUGGAAGAGGAUGGACGGCUGGUCAAUUCUUCUUUCCCCACCCAUGCUAUACCUUUCGGCACCUGGGGGAUGGGGCUGGAGGAGAUGGAGGAGAUGAGCCACCUUUGAGCCCAGAUCCUGGACAGAGAAGAUGGGGGAUUCUACUUUGUGCCUCCUGACUAUAUCUGGCUAGGAGAUUUGCCUUAAAUGCUCCCUGUCCCAUGGAUAGGGACUGGCACACAAGAAGCCACACACUCAGCCAAUCCAGGCAGAGGC
Messenger RNA from Globicephala melas (long-finned pilot whale), 1917 nucleotides. RefSeq names its product suppressor of cytokine signaling 3 (gene SOCS3). NCBI's taxonomy places the organism in Eukaryota, Metazoa, Chordata, Mammalia, Artiodactyla, Delphinidae. Gene Ontology annotation, molecular function: 1-phosphatidylinositol-3-kinase regulator activity. Gene Ontology annotation, biological process: phosphatidylinositol phosphate biosynthetic process; intracellular signal transduction. The record is from RefSeq and is a predicted model, not a curated record. Gene Ontology annotation, cellular component: phosphatidylinositol 3-kinase complex.